GUGAGGUUCCGCACAGAAGAGGACGGGAACGGUGGACAUUGGACUCCUUAGAGCUGUACUUGCAUAUAGUACAUACUGAUACGAGGAGGACCCCACAUGCAUAGGCGGCUCCUCUCCCAGCGACCGCCGCCUGCCUCGCGGCUGGGGCCUUGGAGAUACCCCGCCUCUGUCGCCAUUGUGAGGCGGAGAGCAGCAGCGUCAGUGAGGACCUUCACUUCCAGCACCCUCACUUCACCGACUCCGGCACCGAAAUACAAGCUGCUGCCGGUGGACCUCAACAUCCCAGUUCUCACAAAGCAGCUGGAGAACCGCCAGAUUGCGAAAUUGGAGCUGCCUAAUGGGAUAAAGGGGGUGGUGAUCUCCGACAAGGAGUCGCCCGUCACAGGAGCCUCGCUGUCGGUGGAGGCAGGAAGUUGGAUGGACGGCAUACACGAUGGCACGGCACACUUUACAGAACACAUGCUGUUCCUUGGGACCAAAACAUAUCCCAAUGAAUACGACUACGAACGAUUCAUUUAUGACCACAAUGGUGCCUUGAACGGGUACACAGCAUCCGACCACUCCCUCUACUACUUCCAAUCCGUGACACCAGAUGCCUUCGACGGCGCUCUAGACCGGUUCUCGCGAUUCUUCUACGAGCCGCUCUUCAACGAGUCGUGCGUCGAUCGCGAGAUGAACGCAGUGGACCAGGAGUUCAAGAAGAACAUCGAGCAGGACGGAUGGCGCGUACUGCAUGUGCGAAAAGAACUGGCCGACCCCAAACAUCCGUUCGCGGGGUUCAACACGGGGAAUCUGGAGACGAUGAAGCUGAUUGAUCAAGAUUACUUGAAGGGCUGGUUUCGGAAGAACUACAGUGCGAAUCUGAUGAACUUUGCACUGCUGGGGAAAGAUUCUAUCCCGGUGCUUGCAGAAAAGGCAGCCGCGGCAUUUAGUCCUAUCCCAAAUAGCGACGUCCCGAUCCUCUCCACCACCAACGGACGCGUGUUCCCAGACUCCCUGCACGGCACCCUGACGUGGGUGGAGCCCAUCAAGAACCUACGGGAGCUGACGCUCUCAUGGGAGAUUCCGUUCAAAUACCACGACAUGUCGACGAAGCCUGCUAACCUCGCCUCGAAGGUGUUGGGGUACGAAGGGACGAACUCGCUGUUGUCGCUUUUGAGGGCCCAUGAGCUUGCGGAGGGGUUGUCGGCUGGGAAAAGCCAUCUGGGGGCUGAUAACCUGCUGUUUGAGGUGUCCAUCUCGUUGACGGAGAAAGGGGUUAGGGAAUGGAGGGGAGUGGUUUCUCGCGUUUUUCAGGCCAUCAAUGCAUUGGCGGAGCAACCGUAUCCCGAGCACCUCUUUGAGGAGGAAAACUACAUGCGCAAGAUAGGCUACCAAUACCAACAACGCAACUCCUCCAUCGCAACCCACUUCUGCGGCCUCCUCCGCAAAGAAGGCCUCGAGACCUUCCCCCGCCGCUCCUACUUCAUCGACCGCUUCGAUCCAGACGCCGCGCGCGCCCUGUUCACCGAGCUGGUCCCCAAUAAAUGCAUGUACACGAUAAUCGCGCCGCCCAACGCAGAGGUCAAGCUUGAUAGGACCGAAAAGUGGAUGGGCGCGAAAUAUGCAAACCGACCGAUUGCUGACGAGGUUGCGCGGUGGACGGGGCUGGGACCGGGCACGGAGGUGAAAUACCCGAAGCCGAACCCGUAUGUGCCGCAGAAUCUGAAGAUCGUUCCACGCCGUGACGGUCCGCCUGUGAUGCUUUCCACGAAUGGGGUCGGUGGUCGGGUGUCCUCGACGAAGAGCCACCCGCUUCGGCCACAAAUCCGCGCGUACUCGCUGUCGGCACACCCUCCGCCGGCGUCGACCAAGAGGCUGAAUGUCGGGAUCAUUGGUGCUGGGCCGGCUGGCUUUUAUACCGCUCAACAUCUGCUGAAGAACCUGCCUAAUGUGCAUGUGGAUAUGUAUGACUCCUUACCCAUCCCGUAUGGUUUGAUUAGAUAUGGCGUUGCGCCGGAUCAUUGGGAAGUCAAGAACGUUAUCCACAAAUUUGACCUCCUCUCCCAAGACCCCCGCUUCACCUUCAUCGGCAACGUCACCAUCGGGCGGGACCUCGACCUAACCGAGCUCAAACCCCGCUAUGACGCCCUGCUCUUCUCCUACGGCGCCAGCGAGGACCAAAAACUCUCCCUCCCCAACGAAGACACCAUCCCCAACGUCUUCUCCGCGCGCGCGUUCGUCGGGUGGUAUAACGGGACACCGGAGUAUGCGGAUCUGAAACCGGAUUUGGUCAGCAGUGAUACGGCGGUGGUGGUCGGGCAGGGGAAUGUGGCGUUGGAUGUGGCGAGGACACUGUUGAGGCCGGUGGAGGAGCUGGCGAAGACGGAUAUUACGGAGUACGCGUUGGAGGCGCUGAGGGGGAGUCGGGUUAGACAUGUGCGGCUUGUGGGUCGACGGGGGCCGUUGCAGAUCGCAUUCACGUCAAAAGAGCUCCGAGAAAUGAUCGCCCUCCCCGACACCAAACUCAACCUCGACGUCGCCCUCCUGGACUCCCACGUCAAAGCCAGCGCCUCCAUCAUGGACCGCCAACGCCAACGCCUCAUGGAUCUUCUCCGCAAAGGCGCUACAAAGACCUUCCCGGCCAACAACCCGCCAACAAAAUCAUGGACGCUCGAUUUCCUCCGUAGUCCCGUGGCACUCGAAACGCGAGACGAUGGGCAACUGGAAGCAAUGAUGGUGGAGAGGAAUAGGCUGGAGGGGGAUUUAGGGGCUCCGAAGGCGGUGGGCACGGGUGAGAUGGAAGUGUUGAAGGCGGGGUUGUUGGUGAGGAGCAUUGGGUAUAGGAGCGCGCCGUUGCCCGGGUUGCCGUUUGAUGAAAGGAGGGGACGGGUGCCGAAUGUCAGAGGGAGGGUUGUUGAUGAGGACAACACAACACCCUCACCACCCCUCUACGUCGCCGGCUGGGUCAAACGCGGCCCGACAGGCGUCAUCGCCGCCACCAUGUACGACGCCGUCGAGACCGCCGAUACCAUCAUCGACGACGUGCGGAGCGGCAACAUCCCUUCUCUCACCCCCGCCACCUCGAAAACAUCCGGCGGUUUUGCAUCCGUUAAACCCCUCCUGGACGCACGAGGAAUUCAGACGGUGUCGUUUGAGGGGUGGAAGCGGAUAGAUGAUGUUGAGGUGCGAAGAGGAGAAGAGGUGGGGAAGCCGAGGGAGAAGGUUGUUAGGGUGGAGGAUAUGUUGAGAGUUGCUGGUGACAAACCCCUCUCCCCCCAACUCACCAACCCCACCGACCCCGCCGGCAAACUGUACUUCUAUCCCGACUCCGAAUUCCUCGUCCCGGAAUGCCUGCACGCCUUCACACUGAAGACCCCCAAGAUCCGUCCGAACAACCCGCGCUCCAUCGUCCUCGCCCACCUCUACACCCGCUUCGUCAACGAACGGCUCACCGAGCUCUCCUACGACGCCGCCUCCGCGGGCUUACACUACGACGUCGCCGUCGCACCGGGCGACACGGGCAUCGCGGUCUCUGUUGAGGGGUACAGCGAGAAAGCGCAGUUGUUGCUGGAGAGCGUGUUGGGGUGCGUGCGAGAGCCCGGGUUUACGGAGGCGGAGUUUGGGAUCUUUAGGGAGAGUGCGAGUAGAGGGUAUCGGGAUGCGGGGAGGGACGGGCCUGUGAGGCAGGCGAUGGAGUGCAUGUCGGCAGUGGUUUAUGAGGAGUAUUGUACUUCUGCUCAGGUGCGGUUGUGUGGUUGGUGGGGCAUCCCUUUUUUUUGCUGACCGUCGUGGCUAACUGACAAUGAAUUUUAUGGGCGGCAGCUCGCAGAAGCGGUGGACUCUAUAACCCUCGCCGACCUUGAACACUUCUCCCGCACCCUCUUCGACACCCGCUACAUCGAAGCUUUCGUCGGCGGCAACGUCACCGAGCACGAUGCGCGGCGUUCAUGGGACACUUUGCACCGCAUGCUCCCCGGCCAGCCAUGCGCGCCUUCGGAGGUGUCGCGAACAAAAGUGCGCCCGUUCACGAAUACCCGCCCCAUGCUGCAUGAGAUGGCGGUGGAUGUGAAGGGGAACGCGGUGGUGUGGGCGUUGAACGUGGGGAGAAAAAGCUAUGAGUUGCGGGCGGCGCAGGAGUUGUUGGUGAAGUUGGUCAAGGAGCCGUUUUAUACGGAGUUGCGGACUCGGCAGCAGGUACAAGUGUCAUGUCCCCCUCUCGCGUCUCAAGUUGGGGUGGGUCCGUGAAUUGUCCCCAGUCAAAC
Fimicolochytrium jonesii is the source of this 4244-nucleotide messenger RNA. RefSeq lists its product as uncharacterized. Gene Ontology annotation, molecular function: metal ion binding. The transcript is spliced from 7 exons. The record is from RefSeq and is a predicted model, not a curated record. Bases 97 to 3765 code for a protein of 1222 amino acids. NCBI's taxonomy places the organism in Eukaryota, Fungi, Chytridiomycota, Chytridiomycetes, Spizellomycetales, Powellomycetaceae.